Molecule: messenger RNA, 1359 nt
Organism: Oikopleura dioica
Lineage: Eukaryota; Metazoa; Chordata; Appendicularia; Copelata; Oikopleuridae
Source: the annotation of a GenBank genome assembly
AUGCUGCAUCCUGGAUGCAUCCAAAUCAUGAUCAGCCAGAAAGGUUCUUCUGUAGCUGCUCGUUUUCAAUCAGUCAAGAUUUGGGUCAAGCGAUUUCAUGGACCAUUCACGAUCGCCGAAAGCUUCGUCGCUGACGGCCGUCUUAGAGCCUUACUUACAUCUCGCCUGACUGUCCUUCCCAUCACAAAGGCAAUCCAGCGAACUAUGGUUCAAGGUCGAAACUACGGACCACAAAUUACCGUCAAGCGUCUUUCCACCAAGGGUAAAAAACGCCAGACAAUCUUCGAGCAAAUCGCCGCACAAAUCGAACCUGUUGAUGGCGCUGAGCUUCGGCUGCCUUCUCGAGCUUGGAAAGUGCGUCUCGUUGAGAUCUGCGAGGAACUCGAACGGGGAGCUCAUGGUCUCUCGUUGCUUAUUCGAACACCGAAUAACAAAGGCGAUGUCGGAUCUUACCGAGACUGUUUCAUGUUCAAUCCACAAGCGAACUCGCACCUCCAACUCUGUCAACUGCGCUUCAUCGGAAUCAUGUUCGGCGUCGCAAUCAGAACCAAGAAACCCCUUGACAUUCACCUCGCCCCAGCAAUUUGGCGGCAACUGGCAGGCGAAGAACCGAACGCUUCAAAAUUGGACGAAAUCGACGGCUACAUCCUUACCACGCUCAAGUGCAUCGACGAAAUCGACAAGCACGAGGUCGACGCGGAGAAUUUCAAUGUGAUUAUUCCCCUCGACUCAUGGGAAGUGCAAUCUGCAUCCGGCCAGUUCGUCCCUGUCGUGCCUGGAGGACGGCAAAUCAAGCUCGACUUCGACAAUCGGAGGGAAUACGUUCAUCAUGCGCUAGAGACAAGACUUGAGGAGUGCAAUGUCCAAAUUCAAGCUGUCAGAGAGGGAAUGUCCCGCCUUAUUCCAGGCCCUCUUUUGUCCGUCCUUACCGGCGCAAAAUUGGAGGAGAUGGUCUGCGGUUCCCCUCAUGUCUCCGUCUCCGCUUUGAAGCAAAUCUCCCGAUACAGAGACAUGGACGAGCACGAUCAAGUCAUCAAGUGGCUAUGGGAAGUUUUGUCAGAGUUUGAUGACUCUCAGCGAGUCCUGUUCUUGAAAUUCGUUUCUGGCAGAUCUCGUCUUCCUGUAAAAGCAACGGACCUCACCCAACGAUUCCAAAUCAUGAAAGUGGACAAAGAUCCAAACUCGUUGCCUACCGCGCAAACUUGCUUCUUCCAGCUCCGUUUGCCACCCUAUCGAUCCAAAGAAACCCUCCGAGAUCGACUGAUUUAUGCAAUCCAGCAUUGCAGAGCAAUUGAUAUGGAUAAUUAUAUGUUAACAAGAGGCGCUGAAGACGAAACUGGAAUGGAGAAUAUCUUCUAA